CUGCUUCCUUAAUGCCUCUACAAAAGGCAAUUCUAGCAAUACGAGCAAAAACCACAACACAGUCUUUAGCUUGAAAAACCCCUUUCAACUUCGUCUUCUUCUUUCCUUGCAUGCCAGUUUUUUCUCCCAUUUCUUUUGUGGGUUUUUCGUUUUGGGCUCUCUGUUUUAGCCAUGGCGGCUAAGAAACUCUGUGAGUCCUUUUCCAAGAGCCUGAUCGACGAUGUCCAGAAAUGGGGUUGUAUGAAACAAACUGGGGUUAGCUUGAGAUACAUGAUGGAGUUUGGCUCCAAGCCCACUGCUAAGAAUUUGCUCAUUUCUGCUCAGUUUCUUCAUAAGGAGCUUCCAAUUCGGAUUGCUAGGAGAGCGAUUGAGCUCGAGAAUCUUCCUUAUGGUCUCUCUGUUAAACCUGCUGUUUUGAAGGUUCGCGAUUGGUAUUUGGAUUCUUUCCGUGACCUUCGGUCCUUCCCUGAGAUAAAGAAUUCAGAUGAUGAAAAGGAGUUUACACAAAUGAUAAAGGCAAUUAAGGUGAGACACAACAACGUGGUUCCAACAAUGGCUUUAGGUGUUCAACAGCUUAAGAAAGGCCUACGUCUAAAUAAUGUUGGUUAUCAAAAUCUUCAUGAGAUUCAUCAGUUUUUGGAUCGCUUCUACAUGUCAAGAAUUGGAAUUCGCAUGCUCAUUGGACAGCAUGUGGAAUUACACAAUCCCAAUCCCCCUCCUGACUGUGUAGGAUAUAUACACACAAAAAUGUCUCCUGUGAAGGUUGCGGAGAGUGCCAGUGAGGAUGCUCGUGCAAUCUGUUUACGUGAGUAUGGCAGUGCCCCCAAUAUCAAAAUCUAUGGAGAUCCAAGUUUUACAUUUCCUUACGUUCCAACACAUUUGCAUCUUAUGGUUUUUGAGUUGGUGAAGAACUCAUUACGUGCCGUUCAAGAGCGCUUUAUGGAUUCUGAUAAAGUUGCUCCUCCAGUGAGAAUCAUAGUUGCUGAUGGAAUUGAGGAUGUCACUAUUAAGGUAUCAGACGAAGGUGGCGGCAUACCUCGAAGCGGCCUUCCCAAAAUUUUCACUUACCUCUACACCACUGCCAAAAACCCUCUGGAUGAACAUCCAGAUCUGGGAACAGCAGAUUUGGUGACAAUGGCUGGAUAUGGUUAUGGGCUUCCUAUAAGUCGUUUGUAUGCUCGUUAUUUUGGUGGGGAUCUGCAAGUCAUCUCCAUGGAAGGAUAUGGAACAGAUGCCUAUCUUCACCUGUCUCGUCUUGGGGAUUCACAAGAGCCUCUGCCAUGAGUAAAGGAAGAACCCCAUAGGGAAAUGUGGUAUUGAAAUUGAUCCAAUUGUAAUAACUUGGAAUUUAGCCCUUCCCCCUUUGUAUAUUCUGCCUUUUGCAUGGAGCAAAAAUGCAUUUUCUCACUACCAUUUAUUCUACCACUGGGUUAACUUUAACCAUUUCAUUA
Cucumis sativus (cucumber) is the source of this 1451-nucleotide messenger RNA. RefSeq names its product pyruvate dehydrogenase (acetyl-transferring) kinase, mitochondrial. Bases 172 to 1284 code for a protein of 370 amino acids. NCBI's taxonomy places the organism in Eukaryota, Viridiplantae, Streptophyta, Magnoliopsida, Cucurbitales, Cucurbitaceae. The transcript has 6 exons. Gene Ontology annotation, biological process: regulation of glucose metabolic process; protein phosphorylation. Gene Ontology annotation, molecular function: pyruvate dehydrogenase (acetyl-transferring) kinase activity. Gene Ontology annotation, cellular component: mitochondrion. The record is from RefSeq and is a predicted model, not a curated record.